GUGCGUGUGGCUCUGAAUAAAAAGCAAUUUUGUUAAAGGAAUUUCUUCUGGAAACUGCAAUGAAUGCCGAAGAGAUCGAUGUACCCAGCGAGGAUCCACAUUCUUAUUGUCGGUUAUGCUUCGGGGAUCGCAAUCUAGUUCCACUUCUUCCAGGUUUAAGUGAAACGCAUAACAUGCUUUUGAAUCAGAUAAUUCAAUUCACGGGCAUUCAAAUAGAUCCAGAGAAUGGACUUCCUGCUUCUAUCUGCUGGAGGUGCGCUGUGACUUUAGAGGAUUUUCAGUUGUUCAGACAACGCAGCUUACACAAUGACUCUAUAAUUAGAGAACGAUAUGCGGCAAAAUAUGCUAUAGAAUUUAAUGUCGAUCCCGUCGAGGAUGAACUAAGCAAUGGUGAUCAUAUGAAUGCGUUUACGGUGGAUGAAACAAACAAUCAAAGCAAUAUUGAUGUCGAUCUUGUUGUUCCAACGGUUGAAAAUCAUAGUGUUUGCGACACUGAUAGUGUACGUAAUGAUUAUAUGCAGGAUACAUCCACUGAUCAAUCUUGUGAUGCUGUAAUGUGCCACAUAUGUAAGAAACAAUGCAGAAAUAAAACUCAUUUGUAUGUUCAUUUUAAACAUCAACAUUCUGAUGCUGGAAGACCUUUUAAAUGUACUAUUUGUCCCGCGUCUUUCAAACGCAAGAAUCAUCUCGAGGGACAUAUUACAUCGCAUGGAGGGGAUGUAAAGCGCUAUUCUUGUGAAGAAUGCGGUGCAAACUAUGCAAAAGGAAAGUCAUUGCGGGCCCAUCGUCAACAAAUGCAUGGUUUACCACCUGUUGCACCUGCUAAAAAGUGUGGUGAGCUUACUAAUGUAUACGGACCGUAUUCUUGCACCUACUGCUCCAAAACGUUCAAGCAUCGCCCGUCGUUAAACUUUCAUAUAAAAUCUCAUUAUGAAAUGUUACCAGAAGCAUGCGAGUUCUGUAAUGCCCGAUUUGACAACGAGAGAGGUAAGCUCAUUCAUAUGGGUAAAUAUCACCCUUCAGAUAUGUAUAAGAAAGUGCUAGCUCCCAAGGAAACGUUCCAGUGUGCCUUCUGUCCACGAAGUUUUGACCAGCGAAAUUAUUUGACACAGCACACUAAAUACAUGCAUUUACAAAAGAUUGAUGAAGCUGAGGAGGGAUCGGAUGGCGAUGAAUUAAAUGAGCCGAUGAAUAGCACAGAACCUCCUGUAACAAUCAAAUUUGAAGUAGAGGAGGACUCCUCGCUACAGUCUGAUUGGAAUUAAUUUAUUUUAAUACUCCUAGUGAACCUCGAAGUCAGCGUAGAUUAAGUAGGCUGGGAAGUCUAUCGAACUAAAAUUCCGAAAUACGGCAUGUAGCGCUAUUAGGACUUGGACUCACGAGGGAGUAAUGAUUCGUUAAUUUUAAAUAUUUCGUCUUUCAAUAAAGGCU
This is a messenger RNA of Sabethes cyaneus, 1431 nucleotides long. RefSeq names its product zinc finger protein 25-like. Gene Ontology annotation, molecular function: zinc ion binding. The coding region runs from base 60 to 1265 and encodes 401 amino acids. The transcript is spliced from 2 exons. The record is from RefSeq and is a predicted model, not a curated record. NCBI's taxonomy places the organism in Eukaryota, Metazoa, Arthropoda, Insecta, Diptera, Culicidae. Gene Ontology annotation, cellular component: nucleus.